AUUGGGGCGGUAAGCAAAUUGGAGUGGGUUUAAGGUGUCAGGUAGGGUGGAGGUGAUAUGGUCCUUGACUAGUCUCUCAAAGCACUUCAUGAUGACGGAAGUGAGAGCUACGUUGCGAUAUAGUCGUUUAGCUCAGUUACCUUAGCUUUCUUGGGAACAGGAACAAUGGUGGCCCUCUUGAAGCAUGUGGGAACAGCAGACUGGGAUAAGGAUUGAUUGAAUAUGUCCGUAAACACACCAGCCAGCUGGUCUGCACAUGCUCUGAGGAUGCUGCUAGGGAUGCCGUCUGGGCCAGCAGUCUUGCGAGGGUUAACAUGUUUAAAUGUUUUUCUCACGUUGGCUGCAGGGAAGGAGAGCCAGCAGGUUUUGGUUGCGGGCCGUGUCGGUGGCACUGUAUUGACCUCAAAGCGAGCAAAGAAGUUGUUUAGUUUGUCUGGGAACAAGACAUCGUGGUCCGCAACGGAGCUGGUUUUCUUUUUGUAGUCCAUGAUUGACUGUAGACCCUGCCACAUACCUCUCGUGUCUGAGCCGUUGAACUGCGACUCUACUUUGUCUCUAUACUGACGUUUAGCUUGUUUGAUCGCCUUGUGCAGGGAGUAGCUUCACUGUUUGUUUUCAGUAAUGUUUCCGGUUGCCUUGCCCUGAUUAAAAGCAAUGGUUCACACUUACAGUUUGCUCGAAUGCUGCCAUCAAUCCACAGUUUCUGGUUGGGGAAGGUUUUAAUAGUCGCUGUGGGUACAACAUCACCGAUGCACUUGCUAAUAAAUUCACUCACCGAUUCAGCGUAUUCAUCAAUUUUGUUGUCCGACGCUAUGCGGAACAUAUCCCAGUCCACGUGAUCGAAGCAAUCUUGAAGCGCGGAAUCCGAUUGGUCGGACCAGCGUCAUACAGACCUGAGCACGGGCGUUUCCUGUUUUUGUUUCUGUCUAUAGGCUGGGAGCAAAAAAAUGGAGUCGUGGUCAGAUUUUCCGAAAGGUGGGCGGGGGAGGGCUUGUAAGCGUCACGGAAGUUAGAGUAACAAUCAUCCAGGGUUUUGUCAGCACGGGUCACGCAUUCUAUAUGCUGACAAAAAUUAGGGAGCCUUGUUUUCAGAUUAGCCUUGUUAACAUCCCCAGCUACAAUAAAUGCAGCCUCAGAAUAUGUGGUUUCCAGUUUACAUAGAGUCCGAUGAAGUUAUUUCACGGCUGUUGAUUUGUCUGCUUGGGGGGGAUAUACACGAAUGUGAUUAUAAUUGAAGAGAAUAAUCUUGGUAGAUAAUGCGGUCGGUAUUUGAUUGUAAGGAAUUCUAGGUCAGGUGAACAAAAGGACUUGUUCCUGUAUGUUGUUAUGGUCACACCACGUCUCGUUAAUCAUAAGGCAUACACCCCGUCCUUCUUCUUUCCAGAGAGUUGUUUGUUUCUGUCGGCGUGAUGCGUGAAGAAACGAGGUGGCUAUACCAACUCUGAUAACGUAUUCCGAGUGAGCCAUGUUUCGGUGACACAAAGAACGUUACAAUCUCUGAUGUCUCUCUGAAAGGCAACCCUUGCUCGGAUUUCAUCUACCUUGUUGUCAAGAGACUGGACAUUGGCGAGUAGUAUACUCGGGAGUGGUGCGUAAUGUGCCCGUCUACAGAGCCUGACCACUCCGUCAGCCCCUUCUGUGGCAACGUUUUUUUUGGGUCGUCGGCUGGGAUCCGAACCACUGUCCUGGGUGGUGGACCAAACAGAGGAUCCGCUUGGGAAAGUUGUAUUUCUGGUCGUAAUGUUGGACACUCUCCCAGAAGGAUGUUGACAUGUUCAGUCCCUAGUUUCAGCGCUCUGAUUGAUCAGGAAAGUCAUGAGGUGAGGCUGCAAGUCAACAAGGCAGAUGACAGCCCCUACCCACUGGAAAUGUGCCUACAACAUGAAGUUAACGGAGUGUGCAGGACCUGUAAGGAGAGUACAGUUCCACUGCACUCUGUCACCCCCUGCAUGUGCUUCCAGGUGUGGUGGAAUAAAGGAGACGAGAGGUCUCAUCGAUCCAUUAGCUGUCCCUUUAGAAACCACACCGAGCUGCUGCAGAGGAAUGUAUGGGAGAAUGUGUCAGUAUCUGUGGUGCAGGGCCAAAUGAACAGUGGUGGUGCCAUGCUAUCCUGGAACCUGACUGCCCCCUGUAGGGUGGAGGCAGAAGUGUGGCCCUGCCAGAAAGGUGCAGGCUUGGACAUGGACAGGUGCACAGAGCUGGUUGCCUUUAGGCAGCGUCUGUCAGAUGACAUUUGGAGGGAAAACAGCAGGGGACACUGGCUGAUGCCCGGUGUGUUUGAGGAUGUCGUACUUGGCCUCGAUCUCUGUGUGAUGGUAAAAGGGAAGAACAGUGAGCUUGGCCCCUUCUGUCCCAUUGACUCCAGUUGGUGGCACUGGCGCUGGAGUCUGUUGGUCCUGCUCUCCCUGAUGCUGGCUGUCCUAGCAGCAAUGUGUCUAUAUUUCCUGCAUGGUAAACUGAAACGGUGGGCAUGGGAAUGGUACCAGAAGGAGUGUGGUCGACUAGCCAACAGGGGACACAUAGUGCUGCUGAGCCCGCCGGACGUGGAUGGCUCUGUGUCAGAGCUGGUGUGUGAGCUCGGUUCCUCUCUGUGUGCCCAGGGCUUCAGUGUCUCUGUGGACCUGUGGAGUCGGGCUGAGCUGUGCUCUCUGGGGCCCCUGCCAUGGCUGCACUCCCAGCUGCAGCACCUGGACAGUCAAGGGAUCCGGGCAAUACUGGUACUGACACAGGCAGCCUGGGAGAGGGCAGAGGACUGGGUCCGACAGUGGGACCAGCAGGGCCAACAGGGAAAGGAUAUAGUCCAGGGAGUGGAGAAGGAGGAGGGGGGUGAGGAGAUGGAGGGGGAGGAUAAUGGGCUUCUCCAGGGCUUGUCCUCCCCGUAUGCAGAUGUGUUCAGUGCCGCUCUGAGCUGCAUCAAGGCAGAACACAAACUGGGCUGUGCUGGAGAGCGCUUCCUCCUGGUGCACUUUGAGGCCCAUUCUGCCAAGCCCCCCAGCAGUAAGAGGGGUCUCCCAGAGCUGUUUCAAGGGCUGCCCAUGUUCCAUCUGCCCUCCCAGAGCCAGGGGCUUCUCGCUGAGCUAGCCAUGGGGCCCACAGGGCCCGAGGCUGGUAUAGGUGGACAUAGGGUCUGAAGGAAGCUACACAGAGACUGUCUGGGGGACUUAUGCUUUUGUGGAGAGACUCAGGGGGGUACCUGAUUAAGGAACUGCCUCAUAAGUGUGUUGUCACUGGAUCGCAGGCCGUGCCGUUUACAGCAGAACAGUCACCCUGAGAUCAAAUCUACCCCAACCACUAAGACAAUACCGGCCCCCCUCAUCACCACAAUAACCCCAGACUUUACAUUCACACUGAAUACACUGGACAUGCAAUGUGUUGGAUGCAGAAGCCUUGGAUUGUAUUUGGUGAUGUUAUGAGGGCUUUUAUUGAGCCAAUACACAGUGUGUAACCUACAGUAGGCGUACACCUUCAGGAAGGACUUCUAUGUGUGAAUUAUUAUGUAGGCUACAUGAAAUGUUUAACAAUUGUUCUUUAUCUUACUCUUAAUUCAUGAUUUGUAGAUAGAAAUGUCUGAAAGGCCUAUUGGAAUAUUUGCUGGAUCAAAACUCAAGAUAGGACAAACCUGAAUGCUAUGCAGUAAUCUAGAGGUUAGAGAGGCAGACCAGCAGCUGGAAGGUUCACGGUUUUAACUGCUCUCUGAUCCCAUGUAACAACUCCUGGCAUUGUUCCCUUAAGCAAGGCACUCUCCACCCAAAAUUUGCUCUCCAUCCAGGGGUGCUGCCCUGCUGCUGAUCCUCUGCCUCUCCUAGUGUGUGUGUGUCUGUGGGUGUUGAGAAAGGCAGAAGACAAAUUCCUGUUCUAACCAGUGGACAAUAAAGAUAUAUUUUAUUA
Messenger RNA from Oncorhynchus keta (chum salmon), 3888 nucleotides. Its product is annotated as interleukin-17 receptor C-like. The record is from RefSeq and is a predicted model, not a curated record. Gene Ontology annotation, molecular function: interleukin-17 receptor activity. NCBI's taxonomy places the organism in Eukaryota, Metazoa, Chordata, Actinopteri, Salmoniformes, Salmonidae. Bases 1596 to 3131 code for a protein of 511 amino acids. The transcript is spliced from 11 exons.